AAGAUGAUGGGCUCGACGAAGAUUAGCUGAGUGAAGCCCACAUCCAAGCACGAAGAUCAGCUUCAAUGGAGAGCUUGACACUCGACGAUGGAGAAGAUUUCAACUCCAAACCCUACGCUAGUUACCGGAGUGCCAUGUCAAUGCUUUCCAACUCCCAUCAUCCCCUAUUGCCGUCGAUCGUCGCCUCUCCUGUCGACUCUGAUCCGCUCCUCUCCCCGCUCGGAGGAUCAAAUUCUCCGCGAAGGACUUAUGCACAACCUCCAUCUUAUGCUGAUGUGGUGUUUAACACCCCCGAUCAACGUGAGAGCUCCGGCGAAGAAGCAAAUGGCAGACACAGCCCUGUCAGAGACUACGGAAAGUCCUCAAUGGCCCCAAGAUCUCCUUCCUCGAGCUCUGAGUAUUUGAAUAUUGUGGUUUCCAAUCCUAAAAAAGAGGCGGAGUCCUCGAAUUCAAUUGUUCCUGGAGGCAAUACUUUCGUUACCUAUUCGAUUACAACCAAAACCAACAUGCCGGAGUACGGCGGAUCCGAAUUCAGUGUACGGAGGCGAUUCAAAGACGUAGUAUUGUUGGCGGAUGAGUUGACCGAGGCUUACAGAGGGUUUUUUGUUCCUCCGAGGCCAGAAAAGAGCAUAGUGGAAAGUCAAGUGAUGCAAAAACAAGAAUUUGUGGAACAAAGGAGAGUGGCAUUGGAGAGAUACUUGAAGAAGCUUUCAGAACAUCCUGUGAUCAGGAAGAGUGAUGAGUUGAGAGCGUUCUUGCAGGUUGAAGGGAAGCUUCCUUUCCCGAAGCAAUUGUGUAAGGACUCUAGGAAUGCAGGGGUUCAGCCACAGGAUGCCGUGCAGCCUGUAAAAGGGGGUAGGGAUUAUCUGAGAUUGUUUAAGGAACUGAAACAGUCAGUUGUUAAUGAUUGGGGGGGUGGAUCGAGGGUGCUGGUGGAAGGGGAUGUUGAUCAGCAGUUUUUGGAGAAAAAAGAGAGAUUCCAUGAACUCGAGCAACACCUUACCUCUGCAUCAAAGCAGGCUGAAUUGCUUGUUAAGGGUCAACAAGAUCUGUCAGAGACUAUGGGACAAUUAGGGCUAGCGUUCUUCAAAUUGACGAAAUUUGAGAAUGAGAGGGCAGUGUUGAACACUCAGAAACAAAGAGCCGUGGAUAUGAAAAAAGUGGCAACUACGGCUGUCAAAGUGAGCAGGUUGUACCAAGAACUAAAUGCAAAGACCGUGAAGCAUUUGGAUGUGCUACAUGAGCAUAUGGGGAUAAUGUUGGCAGUCCAUGGUGCAUUCUCUGAUCGCUCAAGUGCUCUACUUACAGUACAGACCCUUUUAUCAGACUUAUCCAAUCUAAAUUCGAAGGCUGAGAAACUUCAAACAACAUCACCCAAAAAAUUUGGAGGCGAAAGGUCAAAGAUUCAAAAACUGGAUGAAUUGAAGGAUGCUAUAAGAGCUACAGAAGAUGCUAAAAUCCGUGCAAUGAAACACUAUGAAGAGAUCAAGGAAAAUAACAGAAGUGAAAUAGAAAGACUGGAUCGAGAAAGGCGCAAUGACUUCAUAAAUAUGUUGAAAGGUUUUGUGAUUAGCCAGGUUGAUUCCUCGGAAAAAAUUGGGAAAGAAUGGGCAAAAGUGGCAGAGGAGACUAGUCGAUACACCGAAGAUAGUAGCUGUAGUGUGCGUUUGUAAACCAAUCAUGCAAACUGAGGGUUAAUAGAACCUUACAAAGAAAAAGCAAAUACAGAGCAUUACACUUGCAAUUUUAUCAAAGUCCCAUAUGGCCAUAUGUAGCUUUAGAGAGAGGAUCUCAAUUAACAUCUGUUGUAUAUCUCCUGGAUUUUUGUUCUUGCUUGUGAAGGUUAGUACUUGGUGUCCUUUAUAUUUCUAAAUUCUAAUGGUGUGUUGUUGCAUAGUGACUUUUUUUUGUCACUGAAUUGCUUGUUGGGAAGAA
Messenger RNA from Cuscuta epithymum, 1935 nucleotides. NCBI's taxonomy places the organism in Eukaryota, Viridiplantae, Streptophyta, Magnoliopsida, Solanales, Convolvulaceae. The record is from the annotation of a GenBank genome assembly.